AUGAUUUCUGUGAGAGCACUCGAUCACUUGCGACUGCAGUUUUGCGGUGAGGCUGUGCCUAUUAGUGAUGAUAAUAACACGAAAGCACCUUCAACAAGCGGUGAUGAGGAGGAUAUUCAGAAGGAGACAGUAUCACGACUCAUCCACAGAACAUCAAAGGACGACAACAGCUUGAUCGCAGUCAAUACCGAGAAUGAGCUCUUUCGACUCCCAGCAGAACUCCAACUCAUGAUCCUGCAGCAUCUCACAUUCGGCGAAGUUGAGAGUCUCCGACGAACAUGUCGUCUCCUCCGCUACACAAUCAACAAACCUUUCAUCCGAGAAGUCUUCCCCAGCAUAAAAUUCGAACUCCUCUCAACAUGCUUUCGCUGUCUUCGCUACGACGCGAUGAGAGAUCACCUCAUCCAUGCCGAUGAGUCUGACGCGAGAUACCCUCUGGCCAACGAAUGUCUCGACUGUGUUUCUUCAAGAGGAGGUUUUGUCGUGGGCCGUCAACUUUCUCAUGGCAUGCUGGGUGUUUUGCUUGAGUAUGAAAUGGGAAUCUUUGGGCUUUGGAUUCCGCCCCUUACGGGUGUUGUCAGGACCAUGGGGAAUAGAACCGAGGGAGUUCGAGCAGCAGACAUUGCAACAAUCUUUUUCAUUGCUUGCAACAUGUUAUUCCGUUUCAUCAACGCUCUUGGAAACACUCUCCUUGUCUCCGAAUACAAGCUCUGGCGCCGCUACAUGCCAAAUCAAUCAAGGUCAGCUCGAAUUCUCAACAAAGUCACUGCGUUCCUCAUCUUCUGGACGUACCCACCAAGCAUUGAGCAAAAGUUCCCGGGGAAAUGGUGGUUUUCCAGACAGAAUGCUUAG
Messenger RNA from Fusarium musae, 852 nucleotides. RefSeq lists its product as uncharacterized. The coding region runs from base 1 to 852 and encodes 283 amino acids. Gene Ontology annotation, molecular function: protein binding. The record is from RefSeq and is a predicted model, not a curated record. Lineage: Eukaryota; Fungi; Ascomycota; Sordariomycetes; Hypocreales; Nectriaceae. The transcript has 4 exons.